GAGCGUGUUGCACUGGUAUCAGUGCUGAGCAGCAGGCGGCCUGCAGGGAGCUGAGCUUCAGCGGCUAAUCAGGCAGGACGCGCUUGAUUCUUCUCCAAACUCCUCUCUGAACUUAAAUACAUGGUUGUUUGAAACCUGCAGUCACACACGUGCCAACCAUGGACCUUGUGCUGAACUUUGCAGACUAUUACUUAUUUACUCCGUAUGUGUAUCCCUCCUCUUGGCCAGAAGAUGAGCCUCUGCGGCAGAUCUUUGGACUGCUGGUGGUCACCAACCUCGGCGCUGCAAUUUUAUAUCUUGGCCUGGGUGCUUUAAGCUACUAUUUCGUAUUUGACCACAGUUUAAUGAAACACCCUCAGUUUUUGGAGAACCAGGUGUGGCGUGAAAUAAAAUAUGCCAUGACUUCUUUACCGGUGAUCAGCAUUCCCACAGUCGCUCUGUUCUUCGCUGAAGUCCGAGGUUAUAGCAAGCUCUAUGACAAUGCUGACGACUCUCUACUGGGUUGGCCAGGGCUGAUUUUCAGCAUGAUCACAUUCCUCUUUUUCACCGAUAUGUGCAUCUACUGGAUUCACAGGUUCCUUCAUCACAAACUUUUCUACAAGCACUUACAUAAGCCUCACCACAUCUGGAAGAUCCCAAGUCCCUUUGCCAGCCACGCUUUCCACCCGGUGGAUGGUUUCCUUCAGGGUCUGCCCUACCACAUCUACCCUUUCCUCUUCCCCCUGCACAAGUUGCUCUACUUGGGCCUCUAUGUCUUUGUCAACAUAUGGACUAUCUCCAUUCAUGACGGGGAUUACCGGGUCCCGAAAGUGCUGGAAAAAUUGAUCAAUGGUGCAGCCCACCACACUGACCACCACCUCUUCUUUGACUACAACUAUGGACAGUACUUUACCCUGUGGGACCGCAUCGGACACUCCUACAGACACCCCUCGGCUAUGAUGGGAAUGGGGCCGCACGAUUGUAUCAAGAAACUACAGGCAGAGGGCAAACUUGACUCCAAUGGCACGACUGGCCAUGUUAAAAUUAGGGCUUCACAUGUGAAAAAAGAGUAAUCAGCUCGUCACAUUUCAGAUAUUGAUGUCUUGAGACAAACCUUUAUUCCUUAUUGGUUAUACAUUCACCAUUACAGAAAUGGUCUUAUAAUCCUGUAGACAAAUCGAGGAUAAAAUCGCUGUAAUCUCUUUAACUAGAACGAAGUGAUAACCAGCUUAAAUGAAUGAAUGCAGGGGCAUUUCUGUGAUACACUGAGAUAGAUGAUAAUUUAUUAAGAGUGUCUUUUUUCCAUUAUUGCCAAAUAUAGUUAUAAGCACUUUGAAAGUUUAGUAAAGAAUAAUUUAUUCUAAAGGCAUUUAAUGCCAUACAAUACAUAGGCAGGUCUUAGAUUUAAUGCAGCUAGCAUGGUUUGCCAGUGUGCACUGCAUAUUAAUGUGGUCCAAUACAUAUUUAAGCUGUAUGUGUAAGCCCCAGCUUAUGUGUCUCAGAACACGACGUCUUCCUCACUCCGCUUCCGUUAUAAGUACAUGUGAAGAACGUUAUUCUAGGGCUGUUGAAGUUAACGCGAUAAUAACGCAUUAAUGCGAUCUUAAUUUAACGCGAUUUUAAAAAAUAGUGCCGUUAACACACAUUCUGUGUGACCCUGCGAGUCAUCCGUAGUUCAUGUUGAGACUUGACCGUGUGUGCCAUCUCUCAUUAAGAGUAGAGGAGUAAGUAGCCAAGUUAACAUGCUGUUUACAAUGCUGUAGCAAUGUGGUAUGACACUACAACUUAUGUCCAACUUAUGUGUAAUUUAUUUUUGUUUGCGCAGUACUGCGAAGUCCUAUAGGCUGUGAAUGAAUACGACUUCAGCA
Pygocentrus nattereri (red-bellied piranha) is the source of this 1847-nucleotide messenger RNA. It is a transcript of the gene sc5d, whose product is annotated as sterol-C5-desaturase. The record is from RefSeq and is a predicted model, not a curated record. Gene Ontology annotation, molecular function: iron ion binding; oxidoreductase activity. Bases 159 to 1052 code for a protein of 297 amino acids. The transcript is spliced from 5 exons. NCBI's taxonomy places the organism in Eukaryota, Metazoa, Chordata, Actinopteri, Characiformes, Serrasalmidae.